Molecule: messenger RNA, 838 nt
Organism: Brassica napus (rape)
Lineage: Eukaryota; Viridiplantae; Streptophyta; Magnoliopsida; Brassicales; Brassicaceae
Product: auxin-responsive protein SAUR72
Exons: 1
Coding region: 116-664 (182 amino acids)
Biological process (GO): response to auxin
Source: RefSeq, a predicted model, not a curated record
UGCCCAUGCCUAUAUAUUUCUCCCUAACCUCCACAAUCCACAAUGUCUCCAUGUUUACAAAACACAAAGAUUAUCAAACACAGAGAACAUAUUCACUCCUUUUUCUGUUUCUGCCAUGGAAGCCAAGAAAAACAAAAUCAGAGAAAUCGUAAAGCUUCAACAAAUCCUCAAGAAAUGGCGAAAAGUCGCUCAGGCAUCAAAACAAGCUAACGACAACAAGAUUAACAACGAGGAAGACAUCAGCAACAUCAACAAAACUGGAAGUGGAAGUGGAAGUAAGAGCAUCAAGUUUCUGAAGAGAACACUCUCCUUCCCAGAUGUAACAGCUGUUCCUAAAGGUUACCUAGCUGUCUCGGUGGGGAAGGAGGAGAAGAGAUACAAGAUACCAACGGAGUACCUUAGCCACCAAGCUUUCCAGGCGCUGUUGCCUGAGGCAGAAGAAGAGUUUGGGUUUCAACAAGCUGGUGUGCUGAAGAUUCCUUGUGAAGUUGCUGUGUUCGAGAGCAUUUUGAUGAUAAUGGAGGACAACAAGACUGAUCCGUACCUGCCCACACAGGAGUGCAGGUUCAAUGCGACGACGACUGAGGAAGUGAUAAGUUAUCGUAAUCCUUCGGAUUGCCCUAAGACUCCAUCUCAUCAACCUCUCAGUCCAAUGUGUAGAUAGUUUUUUUUUUUGUGUGUGUUUUGAUUUGAACCAUUAUUAUUCCUCUUCCCCCAUGUUCCCACUUUUGCACUUUGGGGAUACUUGUGUACUAAGCAACUUCAAAGAGAAAAAGAAUGUGAGAUUUUUGAAUAAUGGAAUUUGCAAGCGCGUCACUGAAAAGAUUUAAAACAUGAA